CAGGAAGGUCCCGCCUCCCUCCAGACUGAAUAAACAGGCAGGAAGAAAGCAUUGCAACAUGGGCAUUUUUGUUUGGCGAAGCUCUCUAAGCAUGACAAACAUCAGAUGGCUACAUCACCGAUGCCUGUCUCUAUAUAACAGCAGCCAUGGCUUUAAUGAAGCAAAAAUUAAGAAAAAACUUGCACAGUUUACUGGUGGAUCAGUAGAUCUUUCUAAAAGCGAUGAUGGCAUUGCCGAGAUCUGCAUAAAUAACCCUACCCGCAUGAAUGCAUUCACAGGAACAAUGAUGAUUGAGCUGGAAGAACGGAUAAGUGAUCUUGAGAACUGGCAGGAUGGGAAAGGGCUCAUAGUUUAUGGUGCUGAAAAUACCUUUUGUUCUGGCUCUGAUCUGAAUGCAGUUAAAGCAAUCUCCAAUCCACAGGAGGGAAUGAUGAUGUGCAUGUUAAUGCAAAAUACACUGACAAGACUUCAGAGAUUGCCUCUUGUUAGCGUAGCAUUAAUCCAGGGAAAAGCACUUGGUGGUGGUGCAGAACUUUGUACAGCGUGCGACUUCAGGUUAAUGACCGAAGGAAGCGAGAUAAGAUUUGUCCAUAAGCAGAUGGGUCUUGUUCCAGGCUGGGGUGGUGCAGCAAGAUUAAUUCAUAUUGUUGGAAGCAGACAUGCACUUAAACUUCUCAGUGGUGCACCCAGAGUACAACCUGAAAACGCAUUAGAACUGGGGCUAGCUGACAAUAUUUUAACAGGUACCGAAGCUGGAGUUUUGUCAGAAGCAAAGAAUUGGAUAAUGCCCUACAUCAAAGGGCCAUCAGAUGUAACCAGAGCAGUGAAAAAAGUUAUAAUUUCAGGUAGAGAGCAGAACCUUGAAGAUGCAUUAAGAACGGAGAAAGAAAUAUUUGGAACUGUGUGGGGGGGACUUGCCAAUUUACAAGCUUUGGCAAAAGGAACAAAACACAAAUAAUUAUUCUGACAAACUGCUCUCUCUGAUUUCAAUAAUGUCUGUUUGGGUCGCAAGGUUAAACUUGUCCGAUGACUUGAAAUAAUAGUUCUCUAGUAAAUUUUUAAAAUAAGAGUCCAAAUAAAACUGAAUUUCAGAA
Messenger RNA from Xenopus laevis (African clawed frog), 1094 nucleotides. It is a transcript of the gene echdc1.L, whose product is annotated as ethylmalonyl-CoA decarboxylase 1 L homeolog. Gene Ontology annotation, molecular function: catalytic activity; methyl/ethyl malonyl-CoA decarboxylase activity. Gene Ontology annotation, biological process: fatty acid beta-oxidation. The record is from RefSeq and is marked provisional. NCBI's taxonomy places the organism in Eukaryota, Metazoa, Chordata, Amphibia, Anura, Pipidae. Gene Ontology annotation, cellular component: cytosol.